Messenger RNA from Funneliformis caledonium, 468 nucleotides. The record is from the annotation of a GenBank genome assembly. NCBI's taxonomy places the organism in Eukaryota, Fungi, Glomeromycota, Glomeromycetes, Glomerales, Glomeraceae.
AUGAAACAAAUACAUACCAAACAAACUUCUAAGAAAAAGAUUGUUAUUCAAAAACGCAUUACAUCAAAAAAUACUAAAAGAAACAGUUCACCAAUGAAAAUAUCAGAAAUAUGUUCUAAUUUACAAAGUAUCAAUGAACUUUUAUUAUAUAGUGAUAGCAACAGUAGUAAAAAUGUUUUAAUAGACGAAAGGCAGAAACAUUCAACUUUUGAAAUUCCUGUAAAAUUUCAUAAUUCUGAAUCUGGUUUUACAAUAACUUCAAGUACAAUAAGCAAUAAUAGUCAAGAACCCGAAUUUACAACAUCUUCAAAUACAAUGAGCAAUAGUGAUCAAUCAACAUCACAACAAAUAGAAAGAGUAAAUGAGUUUACACAAAUUAUAAUAGAGGAUGAAAUCAAUUUCAUACCAAUGACUGAAAAAUAUGGUUCUUACUUUAAGAAUUUUACAAAAAUGUUAUUUUUUAUUUGA